AAUGCUCUUGUCACGAUUCGGUGCCGCGCUUGAUCGCUCGCUGCUCAGACCGACCCUCGCCGCAGUCCGCGUGCCGAUCGCGAGCAUGCACCUUCCAGCCGGGCGAUCCAAAGACCCCGCGGACAUGGCGCGCGGCCUGCCCAAGAAGUGGCCGAUUCCAGGCGUGCAGCGCGUGGUGCUCGUGGCGUCGGCCAAGGGCGGCGUCGGCAAGUCCACCGUCGCAGUCAAUCUCGCGCUGGGCCUCUCUGCGCAUGGUCGCCGCGUUGGUCUCCUCGACGCUGACGUGUUUGGACCGUCCCUCCCAAGAAUGAUGAACCUGCGCGAGCAACGCCCAGUCACCAACAAGCAAAACCGCAUGGAACCGCUCACAAACUUUGGCAUCAAGUGCAUGUCGAUGGGAUUCCUCGUCGAGGAAUCGGCUGCGCUCGUUUGGCGCGGCCUGAUGGUCAUGCAGGCCGUCCAGCAAAUGAUCCGGAACGUUGUGUGGGGCGAGCUCGAUGUGCUCGUCGUCGACAUGCCCCCAGGCACCGGAGACACGCAGCUCAGUAUUAGUCAGCUCAUUCCCGUCUCUGGCGCCGUGAUUGUCUCGACCCCGCAAGAUAUCGCUCUCAUGGAUGCACGACGCGGCGUCGAAAUGUUCCGAAAAGUCGAAAUCCCGGUGUUUGGCGUGGUACAAAACAUGAGCACUUUCGUUUGCCCGAAUUGCUCGCAUGAAACGCACAUUUUCGGCCACGGCGGUGCUGCUGAGAUGGCAAAGGAGUUGGGCGUCGACGUGCUUGCAGACCUUCCGCUCAGCUUGGCACUACGGCAAGCAUGCGACAACGGGCAACCUAUCGUCGUUGCCCAGCCUGACAGCGCGCAAGCUGUUGCCUUCAAGGCGCUUGCAGCCAACGUUAUUGCAAAACUGGAAGCGACGCCAGCCCCGCCAACUGCUUGACGCGGUUUUUUCCAUAUUGCUUCUUGUUGUUGUACUGUAUUGUUUUCAAAUUGCACUGUCUUGUAUCAGUUCGUACAAGCUUGGUAAUGGUUAUCAUGGAUGAAUAGUAUCAGUCC
Capsaspora owczarzaki ATCC 30864 is the source of this 1053-nucleotide messenger RNA. RefSeq names its product CbiA family protein. Gene Ontology annotation, cellular component: mitochondrion. Gene Ontology annotation, biological process: iron-sulfur cluster assembly; mitochondrial respiratory chain complex I assembly. The annotation marks the transcript as partial. Gene Ontology annotation, molecular function: ATP-dependent FeS chaperone activity; 4 iron, 4 sulfur cluster binding; ATP binding. The record is from RefSeq and is a predicted model, not a curated record. NCBI's taxonomy places the organism in Eukaryota, Filasterea, Ministeriida, Capsasporidae. The transcript is spliced from 4 exons.